GUGUACGUCAUUUUUACAAUGGCGGAGGCUGGGUGAGGAGUAGUGUGAGUGUGUACAGCGGCGUCGUAUUCGGAGCUACAUUUCUUUAAGUGCGUGCACGGCGCCCCAAAAUGGCCCAGAACCCUAACGCGGUGGGAAAGACGGACUCAGAGUGCAGCGAGACGAGUGGUCCGCAGCCGGAGGGAGGCGAAGCCCACAAGAAUUCAGCGGCAACGGCAAACCAAAAUGGCGAUCAGCCUGGAUGUAGAGACGGUGUAAUGCCCGAACAAGAAGCGCCUGAACGGCGGAGGAGCGUGCUGGCGGACGGCCGAAGCAGUAGCAGCUCUCUCUCGCCGGCCCAGAGAUCGAGCGAAGAGCUGCCACGGAGAAAUUUCCAAAUCCCGAGGAAGACAAGAGAACGGAAAGGCCUGUACCAGUUUUUGCCCCCUGACAGUCGGGAGUUUGAGGACCUUGUGAAGAUUAUCUCCUCAUUUUACCUAGAUCCAUUAUCACGAGGAAGCUUUUCCUACUGCAAGGCCAGACUAAUUCACAACGAGCUGCUUGAGAAGGAGUUCAUCGAGAAGAGGAGAGAAAUGAAGCAGGAGGGGCGAACCGAACAAGAACUCGCUGAGACGUACUGCUUCCUUUUUCCAGAUAAGUCCAAGCUUCAGUGGAUCUGUGAGAAGGGGCUGUCGGUCGGUCAUUGUAGGAUUACAACUCUUGGAAAUCCAUCAGUGGGUGUCUAUCUUUCCAAAUACUCAGAUUUAUUACAAAUGAAUCCCUUUGAGGUGGGCUCGUUUGGAGACAUGAUCAUCUUUAAAGUUAUGAGGGGGAGAAUAAAGCACAUCUACGAGAACAUGCCCAAGAACACGAUUGAACCUUCGCCUAAGUUUGACUGUCACUUGUCUAAAAGUGCCAAUCGGGUCACGUCUUUGCUGUCGUACAGAGCUUUUGAGCUCACACAGCAAUAUUUCUUUGAGUUUGCGUUUGACGAGAUCAAGCCACGACCCCGGCAUGUGUACCCGUACGCUGUGCUUUCCUUCCAGUACAAAGGCAAAGAGGCCGCGGCAACUCCUAUGACUGGUCACAGGUUCAACACUAUUUCUGCAGAAGGAAAUAGGGGGAAAAACUGCUACACUGUGUGGAGCGGUCCACUGCUUAACAAGGGCCAGGAGUUAUUCCAGGUCUGUUUACGGUCCUCUUCGCGUCCCUAUCUUCCUUUCAAACUGCCUGAGAAGUUGGAGAUGAAUCGAGGCAUGCAGCUGGAUCAGGUGAAGAGGAAGAUUCCCCCGUUUCUUUUUUCCUGGGACACUUACAGCAUGUCACGAGAAGUGUUGAAAUGUGGGAUGUCGUGCAGCUUGUUUGAGGUAGUGGAAGGAAAAGGCAAAGCCACCAGAGGCAGCCUGGCAGCGCUGAUCCACAAACUGGAGAGGGAUCGGAUGGUGCUGGUCAAGUCUCUGUACGACAAGGGCUUUCUCUUCAUGUUGUCCUCAGCUCAGAUGGUUGAGUCAAAAGAGCGGAGGGGGCGUAUGGAAAAGAAGCUACAAGUAUUAUUCAUCUUUCAGGAGUCAAGGACGGUUGUCAAGUAUUCUUCGAGACUGUUCGAGUCGGAGCCGCUGACGGCAGAACCUCCUCCUGCUGUCAUGUCCUCCAUGGAGCCUUUUAUCCCUGCACUACACUACGCCUUGUUCAAGUUGCGUCCAAACCCAGGCAAGGACCUAAGCUCUGGGGUGGAGCGCCAAGCCACCGAAUACCUGACUCGUAUGGAUUCGGGCACAGUGCRGCCUUUCAUUCUGCCUGACUAUAAAUCUACCGUGGAUGAAAGGACGAUCCCUCUCCCAGUGCCCAGACCCAAAUUUAAUAUGGAUACCAUACUGCGAUCGUACAUCCACAGCUCUGCAAGCUACAUUUUACCUGUGAACAAGGCAAGGGACAUAAUGGAACGGAUACGGAACCCCGUUCCUGUACCUCCACCUGCACCAGUGCUGACUCCUCUUCCGGUCCCAGUGGAAUACAGCCCCGUUUCUGACUGGGGUGGCUCAGACAGGGGCUCAGACAGAGCAGAGAGACCUCCAGAAAGGCUGUCCUUGGAGAGACCAACUCAGGAGAAACCUCCACCACCUGACGCCAGCAAACGAAGGCCCAGUUUGGGCCACUCGAACGGUGCUCAGCUGCAGCCCAAAUCCAGCGCCGAAUCCCAGCCUUCUUCUCAAAGGACUCGGCAAUCCCAGAGCGAGUACGAGCAGGACAAGAUGAAACAGCUGCUUAAGCUGAUCCAGCUACACAAGAAGACGCUCGGGAAGGAUCAGGGGGCAGACGGGGCCUGGGAUGCCAACAGUCUGAAAAGGAAAUUUGAAGGAGACGAAAGAGGAAGUGUGAACAAACACCAACGCACAGAUCAUUUGAGCAACGGUGAACCCAGUAGAGUCCAAGCAGAUGAUAUCGGAGCUGAGGCCGGCCAGAGCGACAGUCUUGCAGCAGUGAUAGAAAGCAUGGGCCUCUACGACACCGACCUGAGGGCCCGCGACAGCACCUCAGCAGUCAACGAGACGCAGCGCCUGCUCAAAAUCCUCUUGGCUACACUCAACAAAGCUGUAACUCAGGGCUUGGUGCCUCUGCAGGCAAACCACGGUGAAACAUCAGCUUCUGGAGCGUUAGAAUCUGUUCUGGCUGAAGCAGCGCUUGAGAAUCAAAUUGAGACGGCACCUCAUACAAACUACACAGAGGAGGACAUGGACUGUAGCCCUGGUAGUCCGUUCAACACGAGCUCCCCGCCGCAGCCAACAUACCCCUCAGACUUCCCAUCUGAGGCUACCCCUGCCAAUAAAGACAAAGCGCAGCCUCUUGUCAAGUUGAAGCCUGAGCCAGAGGCCCUGCCAGCUGCAGAAAGCGACCCAGAGCCAAAGACGCUUGCAGCUUUGGAAGUAAAAAAUACCAUCACCCCCACUUUAACAGUUCCAGAGGAGGUUCCCUUUCGUCCCUCCAUCAGCCUGGAUACCAUCGUGAACCAGGAGCUUCACAGCCUCACCUCUGACAUGAAAAAUCUCAUGCAGACUCGGCACAUUAGCUAUACAUCCAAGCUGCCCCCACGGUUGCCCCUGCGCCCCUGCUGGAAGCUCAACAGCUGCUUCUCAGACUACGUGGUGCCCUACGUCACCCCCGUCUCAGUCCAGGGGCACGUUGAAGAGCUGUGUGAAAAGAUGGACAAGUUGAUCCCAGCUCCACCUGCUCCCGCCAAGGACGCCCCUCCACCUCCCUCAGAGGCGACGUCUAAUCUUACAACCCCGCCCUCGCUGUCGACGGCCAACUCUCAGAGUGGUAAAACUGGCAGUGACAACAAAGAGACUACACCCACUAAGGCUAAAACGGAAGCGUCGGAGCUGUGUACGGAGAUGUAUUCUCCGUCCCACGUCACAGCUGACUCUCCAGAGCCAAACGCCCAAAACGCAGGCACUGCCACUGGCAGUGGGUCAAAUCUGCUUGCAGGCAGCCUCAUCAGUCAGUUGAAACCGGAGGUUUUCACCAGCUUGGUGGAGAUUUUUAAGGACGUCACCAAGAAUACGGUUAAAUUCUACAUCUACUCUGGGGACGWGGGGGAGGACAGCACGGUCUGCAAGGAAAUUAAGGAGUAUUUGAAAAGUCUCGGGAACAGUGAGUGCAGCCCACAGGUGUUUCUGGAGAACAGCGGCAGUUUGGAUAAGCUCCUCAUCAUCAUUAGGAACGAGGACAUAGCUGCACAUGUGCACAAGAUUCCAGCUCUGGUGUCUCUGAAGAAGUUGCCGUCAGUGAGCUUUGCAGGCGUGGAUUCUCUGGAUGAUGUUAAGAACCACACAUACAAUGAGCUGUUUGUGUCGGGAGGAUUCAUGGUGUCUGAUGAGUUCGUCCUCAAUCCUGACUUGAUCACACAGGAUCGGCUCCAAGGGCUUCUGAGUUUCUUGGAGGAGCAAAGCACCCCUGAGCACCCCUGGCAGUGGAAGGUGCACUGCAAGUCACAGAAGAAGCUGAAAGAACUGGGCAGGUUGAACACUAAUGCCAUGGGGCUGUUAAACCUUUUAACGGCCUAUCAGAAGAAACAUCUGGUGGAGUUCCUGCCAUACCAUGAGUGUGACACUGUGUCGCGCCAGGCUCCAGAUCUGGAUUGCCUGAUCAAACUUCAAGCUCAGCACACACAACAACGACACCUCAUCUUCCUCACAGAGAGACCAUUUGAAAUGUUCCUGCAGUACUCCAGGAAUGGAAUCGUGAUUGCCAGCAUUGAUGAUGUUAUGAAUGGUUUUCACGGUCUGAUUGGCUCCAUUAAUCAAAAUGAGCUUCCAACGCCACCAUCUACUGUAGUGAAUGACGAGUGUGUGGAAGAGGAAGACAUGUCGUUAGACUCUGACGAUGGUGAGCCGCCGAGCACAUCUGAUCCUGUAGAAAAGACUGAGGAGACGUCGCUGCUGCCGCCCCCACCAGAGGCGAACGAGUUCCGUCCCCCGCUCCCAGACCUUCAGUCCACCCCUGAGAGAACCCCAACGCUGGCUGAGUGCACUGCCCUCAAAACGGCCAUCUCUCAGUUCAGAGCUACCAACCAGAUAGGCUUAGCCUCCUCAGAACUUGGCAGCUUGUCACCAGGUGGUUUUCCUGUGAACACCCACCAGAGUUUUCUGUGUCCCUCCUCCUCCUGGUCCUCCUACACCGGCUCCUCUAGCUACGUGGCCUCACCCGCCUAUCCCGCUUCUCCCUGCAGCGGCACCCAGGAACCGGAGACCCGUCCCCCAGCUACAGCUUCUACUGCAGCUGCAACUCCACCUGUCAUGCCCCCAGCAGGACCUCUAGCCAACCUGUCUUCCCUCCCUUUGGAGGUCAAACCACCUCCUCCUCCUCACCUUAUGAUGCAGGGUCAGACUUACGGUUCAGAUGCUGGAGGGGCCGGAGCUGCUGGAACCUCUCCGCUCGUCCCCACCCUCCCGUACAAAGACCUCAGUGACGCGGUCCAGCCAGGUUACAUGGGUGGCAUUGCUACAAAUGCUGGCGGGACCCCCACGCAACAGGAAAGGACACUCAGCAAAUCUGGUGAAGGGGUAUGGAGCAUGACGGCGACCAGCACCUGUGAGACUGCCAGCAGCCAGGGUGUGGUCACUUCUGUGCCCGUGGACCCCAGCAGUCUCCCAAAAACUGGGGACGUUCUUGUGGGAAGUACGGCUGGCAGUCAGRCGGGCAGGACUCAAAUGAACUGUAGUGGUCUCGGAGCUUCGGUGGGCAUACCCCCAGUGGCCACCAGGGGGGGCUCAAUACCCAGACCUAAGCUGCCACCACCUCCUCCUGGUGUGGGCUAUGGCCACCCGGGGCAUUUGGACCAUGGACCCAUGCGGGGUGCUUUUGUUCCUGGUUUUUUAGGAAACUACAGAGGCAGAGGAGUCCCACCCGUUGGAUUUAUGCCUCGGCCAGGACGAGGACAGGAUCUGGGGAAUGGGACUGGAGGUGGACCCUGCUCAUGGGGACACCCACCAGGCAGGGGUGGGCCACAGAACUACUACACAGACUACACAUAUUCUCACAAUUAUACCCCUGAAUAGACAAUCAAGAUGAACGAAGGGGCAAUGCAAACACAGUAAAGCAGAGACAUUUGGAGCUGGCUGAAUGUAUAUAUUUCCUUGUCAUAAACUCAUUGAUUUAAAAUCAGUAAAUAUGAAUUAUGGUUUUCUACAUUAAUAAAAGUUGAUACAGGCAGUGCCGAGUGUCCUACUGUCGUGAAAACUGUACGCUCUUUCCAUGUGAGCUGUUUGAAACCCUGUCCAAACCACUAUAUUUAUAUUUGCCAACAAAUAUUAAUGGCCUUCCAGCUUCUCAGAAUUGACCAUGUUCUUUCUGUUUGUUCCGGUUUUGAAAUGGUUUGUGAACAAGGGGAAUGGCAGAUAUUUUUUAAUGAAAAAAAAAAAAAACUUAGUACAUGAAGUUUCACUUUUGCUUUUGGUUUCCUUUUUUUAAAAUUUUAUUUUACAUAUUCGGUUGUUCAAAAUUCUAUUACAAUAAAACAUUUCGAAUCUUGUUUGUGUGAUGGUUUUGACAGUGUCAAGCAGUUCAUUAAAAAAAGGAAAACAUA
Molecule: messenger RNA, 6064 nt
Organism: Austrofundulus limnaeus
Lineage: Eukaryota; Metazoa; Chordata; Actinopteri; Cyprinodontiformes; Rivulidae
Gene: tasorb
Product: transcription activation suppressor b
Biological process (GO): negative regulation of gene expression, epigenetic; protein localization to heterochromatin
Cellular component (GO): heterochromatin; nucleoplasm
Molecular function (GO): chromatin binding
Source: RefSeq, a predicted model, not a curated record